CCCCUUCCCAGCUGCAGGCUAUUGUCAGCAUCGCUGCCUGCACGCGAGGCACCCGGGCAAGGUGUACGGAGGCAAUCCAUGCCAAGACAUGGGGCAUCGGAAGGAGCACGGGUAAGCCCACGGAUGGGAGCUCUGCUCCGGCUCCCGGAGCUCCCGGGAGAGGUUUCAUUGUGUUAUCCUGGGUCAGCAGAGCAGAAGGGCUCUGUCCCUGCGGCACCUGCAUGUGGGGCUGGGGCUGGGGAGGCACCGCGUGUCGCUGGGCAGACCUCGGCCCCUCAGGAGCCUGCUGCAGCCUGGAGCCCCAGCAAAGUGCCCUGCGGGGAGGGCUGCUCUGUCCCCAGGGGCUUCUGCACCCGGUCGGUGUCCCCUCCUGCAGGGUGGGAGGAAAAGCAGCAGCAGCACCUCACGAACACGGGUGCUGCGGGGCAGAGGGAGGUGUCGGGUCUGUCUCUGUAGAAGCUGUCUCAGGCGGUUUCUAGGAGCUGGGACUCCUAACAUGGGCACUGCCUCUUGCCCUGUCCUUCCCCUCUGGGCUUGGGCUUCCCCCCCUACCCAUUAUCAGCACAGGGGCCAGCACUGAGUGAGGCUCUGUGGCUGCAGAAAGCUGGCACGGCAGGAGAAUUCCUGAGGACCUCAAGAGCAGCACUUGCCCUUGCAGUGGGGUGAGGAUGCUCCCUCCCUCUCCCCCUUUCCCUUGUUUCCACCAAGUCUGAAUUCUUUCCUUCCCAACCUGAAUCACAGCGAAGUGCCGGAGCCAGGUCCAUGCUGGUUGUCUUUCCCUUCAGGCAUAGCUUUGCACCUCUAGCAUCACUCUAACCAUCUUCUCUCCAGGAUUGCCACCUCUCCUAUGGACGGUGCUGGAGGUAGUCCCCAGCCUCACAUGUCUGUCUCUAUCCUGACAGUGGUACGCUUGAUCUGUCAGGCCGUGGAGAAACCCUUCUCUGGUGGCAGCAUUGCUGCUUGUGCCACGAUCCUUCAGGGUUGUGAUGGAAACUUUCUACCUGCUGGUGCUCCUCAAGCUUCUGCUCUUAGCCUUUGCCAGGGAGAUUCCGGGUUUGCGUUUCCACUGGUUAGAUUUCCUUCCUUCUUGGGUUCAGAUAGGACCAAUGGAGCUGUGACUUAUCCUCCAGGCAGUCUGUUACCAGCAGUUUCUUUUGCCUCUUCUCUUGCCUUGUACUCUGCUUUUACCAAGGGUGAUUAUUUGCCCUCUUGUAGUGACAGCCCUUCUCUUUGCCAGCUGCGUGCUUCCUGCUUCACCCCCAGUGAGGCUGCGAAGGUCUCCUUAGCACUUCCCUGGAGAAGAAGCAGGAGCGAGGAAGACAGCAAAAGCUGGAUAGUUUGGGGUUGGUUUGGGUUGGUUGGUUUUUUUGCAGUCUAAAUGGUGCGAGGACCUCUCUCAGCCCUGCCAGCCCUGGGGCACGGCACUCUGCCCCAGGCAGCAAUGCCCAGACCAAAGCCUCUUAUCCACCGGCCAUGUGUCCCCUUGACUGCAGUGCUGCUUUGGGAAGCCAUCUGGAUCCCCACUGCGUGAGCGUAGCCCCUUUGGGCACAGCUCUUGCUCUUCUCCUUGCACCAGUGCCGUGCUGCCACCCCUGCCAGGACCCCCUUUCCAAGGGCUCUGCUGGUCCUGCCCCACGACAGAUGUCUCUCUGGCUGGCAGAGCUGCCCCCGCACCCAUCCCGCUUCCUUUCUGGCUGGUAUAGUACAGUUAAAACAGCAACAGAUCCUUUUGCAGGCUGCAGCCCAGCAUGUGGUACAGCUGCUGCAUCGCCCAGCCAGGGACCCUUCCUCACCCGCCAUCGUGCUCUGUUGCCACCAGACUGAGACCACGGUCUGUUAAUUCUGGGUUCCCCCUGGAUGUGCUAGUAGGAAUGAAACCAUCAGGCACCAAAGCUGCAGUGCUGGUGGAUUAUGACCGCAGGGGAGCUGUGUUGCAUCUGCAAAUCUGUCAUACAUCAAGGGCACAUCUGAGCAGAGCCCCUGUGAAAACUGAAGAGCUGGAGAGAACGCUGCAGAGGUUCGGAGGCACACCGUGAUGGUGGGAGCCAUUCCACGGCAGCCACGCCGCUUCUGGGGGGUGCCUGGCUGGCAAGUGUCUUCAGCUAGUUGUGCCAACGACCGCCCACUGCGGGACAAGGAAGUUAAUCCAGAGCAAAAAGGGGUUCUGCUGCAGAGGGAUGCUGUGCUGCAGUGCACCCCAUAGCGGAGUGCUCACCCGUACGUCCUAAGCGAGCUGGGGUCCAGCUCCCCCCCUACCCUCACACCCUGUCCUGUGGCACUUUACGGUCCUGCUCCUGCUGCUGCAUGGGCUGUUCUGACUCUGGCUCCACUCGGAGUCCAGGCAAGUAAGGCUCCAUGCGGCACAUCCACACAGAGACGUCCCUGCCCCCGGAGCGCGGCACGGACCCCAGCCUGACCCAGCCCAGUGGAGAGGCACCCUUGGAACCUUCCUCACAGCACUGCACCCACCGCGGCAUCCUCAUGGGCUACAACGAGACAGAGAUCACGCGCCAGAAAGUUUACCAGGUGUCCAUCUUCUCCCAUCUGUCCAGCUCCUCUGAGAGCACGGAGCAGCGGGCAGGCAGCCGUCCGGCUGUCAAGAGGGGUUACCCCGAGCAGCGAACUCCAGAGGUGGGGAGAGAUCCCAAACGAACUCAUUGGGGUGGCGGGGGGGUGGACAGCAAGCGUGAUGGAGGCCCUGAGCAGGCUUCCCUGGAUGAUGACGAUACUUUUGAGGAUGGUCUGCUGGUGGAGGAGCUAUCCCUGUGCGGAUCCGCCCAGCACUUCUCCCACAGCGGGCUGCGGGUGGUGGAGCACCGGUGCGACAGCAGCCCUAGCCACAGCCCCAAGGCCAGCAGAGAGAACAAGUCGCAGGAUGUCGUCUCCUCCUCCUCCUCCUCCUCCUCCUCCUCCUCCUCCUCCUCGUUCUUCUCCUCCUCCUGGCCCCAGCACAUUGCUUGCAGUACUUUGCACAAAAGAGAUAGUUGCCGUGUCUCAUCGGGGGAUCAGCCCACAGAUUGUGGGGAGAAUGAGGAGCAGGCAAGUGGCCACAACUUAGUUCACGUUGAUUUGCACAAUAUCGCACAAGCAGCCUGCUUGGACUCUGAUGGGAAGAGAGAGAAGCCAGGGAGCAGCCCAGCUCACAGCAGCAGGGCUAGCAGAGAAGAGGAAUGGCCAGUGGUGGCCAACAGGUGCAAGGAACCCUCAGCUCCUCAGACAACGCUCAGCCCUGAGUCUAGCAAUCUGAGCUCCCUGGAGAAGACUCCCUGUGGCAGCAGCCAGCGCAGCAGCAGCAGCUGCCCGGUCAAAAGGAAACUGCUGCGUGCUGGUGAGGCUGUGGCCGAAUCCUGCUCUGAGGACGAGAGCCUGUCCCCUCCGGCAAGGAGGAAGAGGACCCUGCUAAGCCAUCUGGUGCCCACGGCCUGCCGCAGCACCGAUGCCAAGGGAGCCCCGUUCUGGAAUCACCUGCUUCCCACCGCCAAGAGCUCUGAGAGUUGCGCUACAUUUGGGAGGAGGCUGAAGAGCGGGAUGCACCUCAAAUGGCAACAUCUCCGAAGCAGCUUCCGGAGGGGUACCAGGUCCUCCACAACAUCCUGGGCCACUACCACUGUCAGCCAUGCUCUGCUGGGCAACUUUGAGGAGUCCAUCCUGAAAGGGCGCUUUGCACCGUCGGGGAGGAUUGAGGGGUUCAUGGCAGAGAUUGGUGCCAGUGGCUCCUACUGUCCCCAGCACGUCACCCUGCCCGUUGACGUCACCUACUUUGACAUCUCUGAACACAGCGUGCCCUCGCCUUUCCUGGGAGUGAUUGACUUGGAGACCUUGGGAAAGAAGGGUUACAGUGUCCCCAAAACUGGAACCAUCCAAGUGACCUUAUUUAACCCCAACAAGACUGUGGUGAAGAUGUUCUUGGUGACGUACGACUUCCAGGACAUGCCAGCCAACCAUCUGACUUUCCUACGCCACCGCAUCUUCCUGGUGCCUGUUGGGGAGGGGAAAGGGGCCACCAUGGCCCCCAGCAGCGCAGUGGGCACUGGCCCGCCCCGCAGGGUCCUCUGCUACCUGAUGCACCUAAGGUUUCACAGCUCCAAGUCGGGGAAGAUCUACCUUCACGGUGACAUCCGGCUGCUUUUCUCCCGCAAGUCGAUCGAGGUCGACUCGGGGAUCCCCUACGAACUGAAAUCCUUCACGGAGAUGCCGAGGAACCCCUCCUACUCACCUCGGGCCUGACCUUCUCCAUCCUCCAACGCCACCCACGAGCCUCCAGCCCAGCACUUUGGGGAAGAAAUGAGUAAAGGGCCAGCAAGCAACCACCGCCUCAAAGUAUCGCACUCCCCACGUGCCCUGGUCCUCCUGAACAGCACGGAUGCCGUGCCCGUGCCCUGUGGCAGGGCUGGGAUCACGGAUGGGGAUUCAUCAGGAGGGGCAGGGACUGGGGAGCAGCUUAGAGACUUGGCUGGAGCUGGGGUGGGGGGAAUGAAGAGUUGGGGGGGGGGGAGGGCUCCAGGUGAUGCUGCCCACGCUGGUCCAGGGGUUGGGAGCAAAAAGCGUGGGAAGAGUUUGUAUUUAUUUGUAUUUAUUGUUGCUGGGAGCACUGAGGAGUCUUGUGCAGAGGACAGGAGGUGCUGUGCUGUUUUCCCCUCCCCCCCCCCCCUCCACCCUCACCGUCCUGCAUGACGCCCCUGGUAGCACAGGGCUUGCCCGCACCAGGGCAGGGCAGUGGGGACUGUGAGGGUGACUGGGGAGGGACAGGAACACCUGGGGCUGUGGACUCUGCCAGGCUGGGGGUGCGUUACAAGCCCUCGGAGAGGCUGAGACUUGCUGGGCAGCAGCUCCCUGGGGCCAGCCCCCACUUCAGGCAGCUUGAGGGCAAGCCUGGUGGGGAAGUAGCCAUUACCAGAGCUGUCAUAUGUCUGGGGUCCUGGGCCUCUCUGCAGGAGCAUGGGGACAGCCCUCCCUGCAAGAGUCGCCCCCAGCCUGCGGGUGCCGUGGCUCCCAGAGAAAGGGGCGAUUGCCUGGCGCCCCCCCAGGAGCUGGAGGGGGGGUGAGCGCUGGCAGAGCCCCGGGGAGGGGUGGCAGCAGCACAGGCCCUUGCACGGGUGUCGGGCUGGGCCUUCACAAGGGGAUUUGGGGGUGAUGUGGAGAGGCACCACUCCCCCCACCACCCACCGGGGUCAACUCACCGCGUCCUAACGGGGCCGGGUGAGGCCGUACCGGUACUUUUCGUGUUUUGUUUCUAAUUUAAAUAAAUACCUGUUUG
Molecule: messenger RNA, 5257 nt
Organism: Chroicocephalus ridibundus (black-headed gull)
Lineage: Eukaryota; Metazoa; Chordata; Aves; Charadriiformes; Laridae
Gene: ATOSB
Product: atos homolog B
Exons: 10
Coding region: 2356-4227 (623 amino acids)
Source: RefSeq, a predicted model, not a curated record